CACUCCGACUCGCUGGGCGCACCCCCUCUAUCCUGAGCCACAUAAAGCCAGGGCCCCUCCGCAAUCCACUGCACGUACAACCGUCUCGCCCUCUUACCAAUUCCACCAUGGCCCCCGCACAAUACCAGAAGCCGCCGCAGCUGCCACCUAAGUUCACUGCCACCAAGGAAAGCUUGCUGGCGGACACGAAGAGGCUCAUUGAGAGGUCCCGAGGUGUGCAGGAUGCUGUUGUCAAGAGCGGCGAGGCAACCUUCGCGAAGGCCCUCCUCCCAAUUGCCCACGAUGACAACAAGAUGGCCAUCGAGUCGCACAUAAUUGGUUUCUACAACGCGGUCUCCACUAGCAAGGAGCUCCGCGAUGCGUCGACCGAGGCAGAGCAGCUGCUGGACGACUUCGGCAUCGAGUCAUCUAUGCGCGAGGACGUCUUCCAGCUGGUCGACAAGGUGCUGAAGGCAAAGGAGAACCUGGACCCCGAGUCGCAGCGCCUGCUUGAGAAGGAUCACAAGUCGUUCAUUCGCAAUGGUCUGAACAUCCCUGCUGGCGAGAAGCGCGACAGGUUCAAGGCGAUCAAGCAGCGUCUCAGCACCAUCGGCAUCCAGUUCUCAAAGAACCUGAACGAGGAGAACGGAGGGCUCUGGUUCACAGCUGAGGAGCUUCAUGGUGUGCCAGAGGACGUAUUGUCCGGUCUGAAGAAGGGCGAGGGGGAGAAUGAGGGCAAGAUCUGGCUUACUUUCAAGUACCCAGACCUGUUCCCGACCCUGAAGUACGCCACCAACCCUGAGACACGCAAGAAGGUCUUCGUCGAGAACGAGAACAAAUGCAACCAAAACGUCGAACUCUUCCGUGAGGCUGUUCUCCUCCGUGAUGAGGCCGCCCGCAUGCUCGGCUACAAGAACCACGCCGAGUUCAGAAUAGAAGACAAAAUGGCAAAGACACCCAAGACGGUCGAUGACUUCCUUGGCGAUUUGCGCACACGCCUUGCACCUGGCGGCAAGAAGGAAAUCGAAGCCUUGAUGGAAAUGAAGAAGAACGAUGUCAAGGAGCAGGGUCUGACAGGCGAGCUUGCCGAGAAGUACUACCUCUGGGACCACAGGUACUACGACCGCCUGAUGCUGGAGAAGGACUUCCAGCUUGACCACCAGGUCAUUGCCGAGUACUUCCCCCUGCAAACCACUAUUGAUGGCAUGCUCAAGAUCUUCGAAGAGCUCUUUGGCUUGGUGUUCGUUGAAAUCGUCGGCGAGGAGAGAGCCGCUCUGGCAGAUGGUGGCAAGGCAGAGGACAUCGUCUGGCAUCCCGAAGUCAAGGUCUUCAGCGUUUGGGAUGACGAGGCUGAGGGCGCUGGCUUUGUAGGCUACCUCUAUCUCGAUCUCUUCCCUCGCGACGGCAAGUAUGGACAUGCAGCCAACUUCAACUUGCAGCCUGGCUACAUAGAUGAGAACGGCAAGCGGAGAUACCCCGCGACUGCUCUGGUCUGCAACUUCUCGAAGCCAACACCAAAGAAGCCUUCGCUUCUGAAGCACGAUGAGGUCGUUACUCUGUUCCACGAGCUGGGCCACGGUAUCCACGAUCUUGUCUCUCGCACAACCUUCUCCCGCUUCCAUGGCACCAACACAGUGCGUGACUUUGUCGAGGCUCCAUCGCAGAUGUUGGAGAACUGGUGCUGGACACCUUCCCAGCUCCGCGCUCUAUCGCACCACUACUCUCACCUCUCACCUGAGUACGAGCAGGCGUACCUUGAAUCAUCUGGUGCCGAUAAGAAGCCCUCAGAUGAGCGCAUCCCUAGCUCGCUCGUCAGCAAGCUCAUCAACACUAAGCACGUCAACGAUGCCUUGUUCAAUCUGAGGCAGCUGCACUUCGGCACUUUCGACAUGGCAAUUCACGAGCCAAGCAGCCACGAGGAGGCCGAGAAGUUGGACAUUACACAACUGUACAACAGUCUUCGUCAAGACAUUUCUCAGCUCGACGGCCCCGAGGCUCUCAGCGGCGAUAAGAAGGGCGAUUGGCACUGGGCCAACGGCCAAGCCACCUUCGGUCACUUGAUCGGCGGAUACGACGCUGGAUACUACGGCUACCUAUCCUCUCAGGUCUACUCCACCGACAUGUUCUACUCGGUCUUCAAGAGCGACCCCAUGAACGGCAAGGAGGGGAGAAGGUACAGGCACACUGUGCUCGAGCGCGGUGGGUCGAAGGAGGAGAUGGAGAUUCUUGAGGAGUUCUUGGGCAGGAAACCGAGCACCGAGGCGUUCUACAAGGAGCUGGGUAUUUCUAAGUAGAUGGCUUGAGUCCUUCGGAGGGUUCUAGAGCGCGCAUAUAAAUGGAGAAUGCAUUGACUCGUUUUCAGCUCUCGGGUGUGCUUUUGUUGUGUAGCUUGAU
Boeremia exigua is the source of this 2373-nucleotide messenger RNA. Its product is annotated as peptidase family M3-domain-containing protein. Lineage: Eukaryota; Fungi; Ascomycota; Dothideomycetes; Pleosporales; Didymellaceae. Bases 108 to 2273 code for a protein of 721 amino acids. Gene Ontology annotation, molecular function: metalloendopeptidase activity. The transcript has 2 exons. Gene Ontology annotation, biological process: proteolysis; peptide metabolic process. The record is from RefSeq and is a predicted model, not a curated record. Gene Ontology annotation, cellular component: mitochondrial intermembrane space.